This is a messenger RNA of Oppiella nova, 2387 nucleotides long. Lineage: Eukaryota; Metazoa; Arthropoda; Arachnida; Sarcoptiformes; Oppiidae. The record is from the annotation of a GenBank genome assembly.
CAAAAACAAUAUUUUGAAGAAAUGGUGAGAAAAUUGGAUUAAAUGCUGAGUGAAUGCAACACCAAUUGGCAAUUGAUUUGAAUGACAAAGCGUUGCAUUGAUAGUGAAAGACGUGUCAAACAUAGCAUUCAUUGCAACAGUAUUUGGUGUGAGUUUGCGAGACAUAUGCGUAAACCCUUUGGACCCGUAAUACCAGUGUUUGUGUGUCCGUGCCGUCAGUUUUGCACUCAUUUCAGGCAUACAUUCACUUCAAUGCCAUUCAAUUGACUCAAUCAUUGAAAUCUGCAUUUCGUUUAAUCAGUCAUUUACACUAUGAAGACGGCGCUUGACUUGUCGACCAAACACGACAAUUCAAGAUCUCCCGUAACUAAUGAUGUUUUAAAUGAUAUGACUGAAAGCAACACAAUGAAUACAAUGAGUGCUAACAAUGAGAUUCCUCUCGAUUUGUCGGCAAACAGUAAUAAUUUGAAUUCGUUUAACCCGUCGAUCGGUAAAUGGAUGUAUGAAAGGGACGACUACAUCAACGCCAUGGCAAAUGAUUUGAAUAUGAAUGCCAUGAAUACUAAUCACAUGGGAUCUCAAGAACUCAGUUCAGACUCAGAUGAUAUCGUAUUCAUUGAUUCCAUAAAUCCUGGUCCGAGUGGUGUUAAUGUCAACAAAAGCAAUGAUGUCUUAAAGACAGACUGUGAUUCAAUAGAAGCAUUAGAUUUAGACUUAGACUUCAAUUACAUCGAAACCAUAAACAGUGAUAUCAUAACUCUGGACGACUUGAACAGCGAUGACGACAGCGCUGAUGUCGACGCCAACGACUCCAAUGAUGUGGAGAUAAUUAAAGUGAAGUUCUAUAACGAACCGAUUGGAAUGGACUCAGAGAUCGAGGUGUUGUCGGAGAUCCUCACUCCCAAAGAGGUGAUAGACUUCAUGCGCGUCAAUAUGAGACCCAUUCAGGAGUCGACACAACUGUCGUUCACAACGAUUCGUAUAAUUAUGAAUAAAUACGAGUGGAAUCGCAAUCACUUUGUCGACCAGUUCUUUCAUCUGGGAAUCCAAGCCAUUCUCAAUCACUUCAAGUUUGUCAUCAAUUACGAGCUCAAGAGAAACGCCAAAAGACGCAAAACUCACCAUAAGGUGAGCCAUAGUAGUCACGCAGUCAACUCGAAAGAGAAUGUGAGCGCCACGGGAGCUACCGGUGCCACUGGUGGCACCGACACCACUGACGCCAAUUUAGAUCUGAAGACAUGUUUGGUUUGUUUCGACGAAAUCAAUAAGUCUGAUAUGUAUGGCAACGUUUGCGGGCAUUAUCUCUGCAUUGAUUGUUGGAAUCAAUACAUCGCUACUCACGUGAAGGACGGCUCGAGUCUGGACCACAUCUCAUGUCCGGGCGAUAACUGUCCGCAGAUUAUGGACGACGACGACAUAAUUAGUAUUAUUGAGGAACCGAUGAUUUGUGAUAAAUACCGACGACUCAUAUCCAAUAAGUUUGUGGCCAUCGAGAAGCAGCAGUUGCGGUGGUGUCCUAAUGGCGACUGUCUUCACGCCGUGCGCGUCAAGGAGGCCGGCGCCCAAGACGUGGAAUGCGUUUGUAGGACAGUCUUCUGCUUCGAGUGCGGCGAUCAAUGGCACGAACCGCUGAAGUGCGAGCUCUACAAGAACUGGAUCCAGAAGUACGCGUCGGCAACGAUGGACCCGAAGUCCGUCAAAUGGCUUACAAAGCAUACGAAGUGUUGCCCGAAGUGUAUGUUCCCGAUCGAGAAGAACGGCGGAUGUAAUUACAUAAUGUGCAGCAAAUGUCGCCAUCAGUUCUGUUACCAGUGUUUGGGCCGUUGCUCUCACGGCAGGUGUUUGGGUCAGAACGCGGCCGACGCUCUCGAGGCUCAGGCCAGCGACAGCCUCAUGAAGAUGGAUAUGCAGGCCUACCCUCAGUUCAAGGCUCGCUAUCAGGCACAGGGAAAACAACUGGCCGCUGAACGCACACUCCAAGAGCGUGUCACUAAAAAGCUCGAGCGAGAUGUCAAGAGUCUGGAGUUCCGGUCGUCCCUCAAGUUCCUUAAGUCGGCGUUCACUGUGUUGUGUCACUGCCGCCAAACACUCAUGUAUUCCUAUGUAUUCCGCUAUUACGCCAAUAGUCAGCCCCAUGUUAUGCUUGAUUACGACAAACACAUGGAGAGACUGGAGACCAUAACUGAUGAGUUGUCUAAAGUGUUGGUGAGGGAGACCCCAGUCAUCACCAAAGACGCCAUUCCUUAUAUGAAACGCAAAGUGCAGUCCACAUAUCGCGAGUGUGAAGGCAAACGGGCGGCGCUCGUCCAGUAUAUCAGGAAUGGUGACGAUCUUAACGUAUGGACUUUUAAACCAUUAUAACCCCAAUUCAAUUGAAAUUUGUGCGA